AUGGAGAUGACAAAAACUGGAGAUGGUUUGUGCUUUCAGAACAAUUGGGCAACAUUUGUGGAAGAUAACUCUAUCACAAAUGGAGAUUGCUUGGUUUUCUCCUAUUGUGGUUAUAGCCUGUUUGACUUUGUCUUAUUCGACCAAUUUGGAUGUGAGAAGAUAGUAAUGAAAGAUGCACAACCCCAAGUAAAAAAAGAGGUGAAAGAAGAAGAUGAAGAUGAUGAUGUUGUUGUUAAUGAUGAUGACAACAACGAUAAUGACGAUGGUGACAGUGAUGAUGAAGGUGAUGAUAGUAAUUUUGUUAACGACGAGGAUAAGAAUGAAGAAGAGGAUGAUGGUGGUAGUGGUGAUGAUGAAGAUGAUAAUGGUACUCGUUAUUAA
Messenger RNA from Ipomoea nil (Japanese morning glory), 381 nucleotides. Its product is annotated as trigger factor-like. Lineage: Eukaryota; Viridiplantae; Streptophyta; Magnoliopsida; Solanales; Convolvulaceae. The transcript has a single exon. The record is from RefSeq and is a predicted model, not a curated record. Gene Ontology annotation, molecular function: DNA binding. Bases 1 to 381 code for a protein of 126 amino acids.